This is a messenger RNA of Zea mays, 1318 nucleotides long. RefSeq names its product ervatamin-B. The record is from RefSeq and is a predicted model, not a curated record. Gene Ontology annotation, biological process: proteolysis. Lineage: Eukaryota; Viridiplantae; Streptophyta; Magnoliopsida; Poales; Poaceae. Gene Ontology annotation, molecular function: cysteine-type peptidase activity. The coding region runs from base 35 to 1114 and encodes 359 amino acids. The transcript is spliced from 2 exons.
CAGCAGUUGCACUAGUCAUCGCAUCCACCAUAACAUGACCAUGGCUACCGCCUCAGCUUCGCUAGCUCUUGUCAUGCUGUUCGCCUGCAGCCUUCUCCUUGCAGGCACGGCGUUCAGUGAUGAUACCAUAGCCAUACCCUUGCUGGAGCGGUUCAAAGCCUGGCAGGCUGAAUACAACCGCACCUAUGCGACCCCAGAGGAAUUCCAGCAACGCUUCAUGGUCUACAGCGAGAACCUCCGGUUCAUCAAGACCAUGAACCAGCUGUCGACCGGGAGCUCGUAUGAGCUCGGUGAGAACCAAUUCACCGACCUCACCGAGGAGGAGUUCAAGGACACAUAUCUUAUGAAGCUCGACGAGCAGCCCCCUGCAGCUGAGGCCAUGCCACCGAUCGUCGGCACCAUGAGCACAGCAGGCAUGUCCAACGGCGACAACACCGGCGAGGCUCCCAACAGUGUGGACUGGAGGACCAAGGGAGCAGUGACGCCGGUCAAGAACCAGCAACAAUGCGGCUCUUGCUGGGCGUUUGCAACGGUGGCGUCCAUCGAAGGUGUGCACCAGAUAAAGACAGGUCGUCUGGUGUCCCUGUCGGAGCAAGAGAUCGUGGACUGCGACCGUGGGGGGAACGACCACGGCUGCCGUGGCGGUUACCCUAGAUCCGCCAUGGAGUGGGUCACCCGCAACGGCGGCCUGACCACCGAGUCGGACUACCCGUACGUGGGCAGCCAGAGACAAUGCAUGAGCGGCAAGCUUGGUCACCACGCGGCCAGGAUCCGUGGCUACCAGGCGGUGCAGCGCAAAAACGAGGCCGAGCUGGAGCGCGCCGUGGCGGGACGCCCGGUCGCCGUGGUCAUCGACGCGAGCAGGGCCUUCCAGUUCUACAAGCGCGGGGUCUUCUCGGGCCCCUGCAACACCACCACCGUCAACCACGCCGUCACGGUGGUCGGGUACGGAUCAGCCGGCAGCGACAGCGGCGGCGGCCGCAAGUACUGGAUCGUCAAGAACUCGUGGGGUCAGAGAUGGGGAGAGAAUGGCUACGUGCGGAUGGCGAGGCGUGUCAGGGCUCGGGAGGGCAUGUGCGCCAUCGCCAUAGAGCCCUACUACCCGGUGAUGUGAUCUAAACAAGCUAGUAUGCUUGGAUAAGGAUGCAUGCAUGGAAUUAAAUAAACUAAGCUCAACGAGACGGUGUGUGUGUGCUGCGCUAUGCCUAUCGAUGUUAUUGUUUGUUUGCUAAUGUAACAUUUAUCUCAAAAGGCAAUGACUUUUGGGGAUGCAGUAUGUGUGUUCUUACAUUAAAUAAAGAGAAUCACAAUUGAUCUC